UAGGUUCGACUAAUCAGUAUUGCAAAUAGAAAUCUUUUGUUUGGCGUAAUACAUCUUCCCGAACAACGCCUAGAAUCGUUUAUUCUGCUACCUCUUCCCUCUCGUCAUCUCUUUUCUAUCUGUAGGGAAAACAAAUGGAUGUUGAUAUCGACCAUUAUGCUUUUCUCGGAUUGCCGUCUGGCGAAGAAGGGUCCAAACUUACAGAGAAAGAAAUAACAAAAGCUUAUAAGGCAAAGGCACUACAGUUACAUCCAGAUAAGCGACCGGAUGACCCGGAUGCUCCUGCAAAUUUUCAGAAGUUGCAGACGUCGUAUGAGAUCCUUAAAGAUGAAAAGGCUAGAAAACUUUUUGAUGAUCUUCUUCGGGCAAAACAACAGAAAAUUCAACGGCAAUCACAACAAGACUCCAAACGUAGGAGAAUGAUGUCGGAUCUUGAGGAGAGAGAACGGGCUGCUUAUGCUUAUGAAUCGAGCGGUGCAGCUAAAAGCGAAGAGGAGAUUAUUGCCAGGCAACUUAAAGAAGAAAUUAGUAGAAUUCGUGAGAUGCAUGCAAAUAAGAUGAGGUUUACGGCAACCGGGACUUCACCUUCAAAGAAUGAAAGCGUUGGUGGAGAAAGAAGUAGCACGGGUGGAGGGGGUGUUAGUGCAGCCGAGAAGGAGAAAAUGCUUAAGGUCUCAUGGAUCAAGGGUGGUUUGAAUUAUACUGCACAAAGAUUGAGGGAGAUAUUUGAAAGAUUUGGUGAGGUGAAAGAUGUGGUUAUUAGGAGCUCCAAUAAAAAAGGAUCAGCGCUUAUCGUGAUGGGUACUAAAGAAGCAGUUGUUGCUGCGACUGGAACUGUGUGUGGAGAUCUUUCUAAUCCUUUGCUUGUUGUACCCCUUCAACCAGCUGGGGCUACUUCUUUCCCAACAGCCCAUGAGCCUGUGAAGCCUAAUGGUCCACAGUUGAAUGAACACCUGGUUGGUGUUGGGUAUCAAGCAUUUGAAGAUUCAGUCUUGCAAAAGCUUAAAAAGGCAGCUGAAAGACAAAAAUGAGCUACGAAAGCAUGUGUGCUCUAAAGUUCAAGUUCAAUAUCGCACAAAAGUUUCAACCGCCUCCCUGGAGAGGUAAUGUAUUGUAAAAGAAGCCACAACCUCUGUUUGUUGGUGCACUGACCAAUGACUUCAUCUACUUGUCACAGAUGCCUUUACCAUCUCUUGUACUAACAACCUAUAGUUGUACCAAGAAAUUUCAGUUAGAAACAUUGUAUCAUGUUAUGUACAAUGAUUACAAUGAACAUAAAAUUGUUUGUCUAGCAGAGUUUUACUGCAAUAGAUAAUAGGCAUUAGAAACUGAAUCAACGGCUAGAAAUUUGUUCAGAAUUUGAGUUUGAAUAACGAGUUAAAUGAAAAGGAAAAUGUCGUACGUGUA
This is a messenger RNA of Erigeron canadensis, 1407 nucleotides long. RefSeq names its product dnaJ homolog subfamily C member 17-like. Bases 135 to 1031 code for a protein of 298 amino acids. Gene Ontology annotation, molecular function: RNA binding. The transcript is spliced from 4 exons. The record is from RefSeq and is a predicted model, not a curated record. Lineage: Eukaryota; Viridiplantae; Streptophyta; Magnoliopsida; Asterales; Asteraceae.